GGAAGGAAGAGUGGGCGGGGAAAAGGGGAGGGCAAGAGAGUCGGAUCGGCGCCAUAUUGGAUGGCUCUCGCUGAGGGCAGCCUAUUGGUCACUUCCUGGUCUCCAUGCACAAAAAAAUUGUGUGAGACUAUUAUAAAACGCCUUGGCUCUUUCCCUCCACUAUCCUGCACCUGUCCAUCAUGGAUCAAGAUUAUGAAAGGCGCCUUCUCCGUCAGAUCAACAUCCAGAAUGAAAACAUGAUGCCUUCUGUUACAGAUAUGAGGAGGACCUUGACACCUUCUAAUUCACCCGUCUCCUCCCCUAGUAAACAUGGUGACAGAUUCAUUCCUUCCCGAGCCGGAGCAAAUUGGAGCAUCAGCUUUCAUAGAAUAAAUGAAAAUGAAAAGUCUCCAAGUCAAAAUAGAAAAGCAAAAGAUGCCACUUCAGACAAUGGCAAAGAUGGCCUUGCCUACUCCGCCUUGCUAAAAAAUGAACUCCUUGGAGCUGGGAUUGAGAAAGUCCAAGAUCCACAGACUGAGGACAGGAGGCUGCAGCCCUCCACGCCUGAGAAGAAGAGCCUUUUCACGUACUCCCUCACCACAAAACGUUCCAGUCCUGAUGAUGGCAACGAGGUCUCUCCAUACUCCCUCUCCCCUGUCAGCAACAAAAGUCAAAAAUUACUUCGAUCACCUCGAAAGCCCACAAGGAAGAUAUCCAAGAUUCCAUUCAAAGUUUUGGAUGCUCCAGAACUUCAAGAUGACUUCUACUUGAACCUAGUUGAUUGGUCAUCCCUCAACGUCCUCAGUGUUGGUCUUGGGACAUGUGUCUACCUUUGGAGUGCUUGCACUAGCCAGGUGACGCGGCUGUGUGAUCUCUCUGUGGAAGGAGAUUCUGUUACCUCUGUAGGAUGGUCAGAACGGGGCAAUUUGGUGGCAGUUGGGACCCACAAAGGUUUUGUACAGAUCUGGGAUGCUGCAGCAGGAAAGAAACUCUCAAUGUUGGAAGGUCACACGGCCAGAGUGGGUGAGCACCCAUGGAUACUCCCAGAACCAGAUCCUCGUUUGGAAGUACCCGUCCUUGACUCAGGUUGCAAAGCUAACUGGGCAUUCCUACAGAGUCCUUUACUUGGCAAUGUCACCAGAUGGAGAAGCCAUUGUGACAGGAGCCGGGGAUGAGACACUGAGGUUUUGGAAUGUUUUCAGCAAAACUCGCUCUACCAAGGAGUCUGUUUCAGUUCUUAACCUCUUCACCAGGAUACGGUAAAAAUCAACCCACGGACUGUAUUU
Thamnophis sirtalis is the source of this 1265-nucleotide messenger RNA. Lineage: Eukaryota; Metazoa; Chordata; Lepidosauria; Squamata; Natricidae. The record is from RefSeq and is a predicted model, not a curated record.